Messenger RNA from Erythranthe guttata (spotted monkey flower), 821 nucleotides. RefSeq names its product protein IQ-DOMAIN 5-like. Gene Ontology annotation, molecular function: protein binding. The record is from RefSeq and is a predicted model, not a curated record. NCBI's taxonomy places the organism in Eukaryota, Viridiplantae, Streptophyta, Magnoliopsida, Lamiales, Phrymaceae.
UAUGUAUGUAUAUGCUUCUUUCUAACUUUUUGUUCUUCAAAUUUCAUUUAUGAAUUUGAAGAUAUAAAGUUUUGAUAACACAGGUGUGGUGAGAGAUGGGUGCUUCAAAGAAAUGGAUGAAAACAUUAUUUAGUUUGAAGAAAGGCAAUAAAUCAAAGUAUCCAGAGAAUGAUGAAAAUAAUUCUGGAAGUACCGGCAAGAGUUGGCACCAAAGGAGGGAGCACUCUGUUGAAACCGAUGACGACGACGUAUCCGAAAAUGAAUUAAAUCAAAAUAAGGUUACCGAAAUUGAAGACGAAAUUUGGCACAGAGGGGAGAAUUCAUUUCUUGAUAAUAAUAAUAAUUAUAAUAUACCCGAAAACGAGUUGUAUAAUAAUCAUAAUGCGGUUGCUGAAAUCGAAGACGAUUCGGAAAUUUGGCACCACCAAAGGGACCAGCACUCUUUUGUUGAUGACAAUGAAGCGCUUGAAAACGAGUCGAAUCGAAAUUUGGUACUUGAAACCGAAGAUGCUAAUUCGUUAAUUUGGCCAGAAGGGGAGCGCUAUUUGGUUGAUAACGUUGUAAUCGAAAAUGAGAUUAAUCAAAAUCAUGUUGUUGAUGAAAUGAUCGAAGAUACCAAAGACGAACGCUCUCAUGAGUUGCAUUUAGAAUCGGCGAAGUCACCUUCGACUUCACUUCGCGAGCAAAAAACGGAACUUUUUCGAGAGAGUUUGACGGAUGAAUCUGCAGCCAUACAUAUCCAGUCGGCUUUUCGACGAUUUUUGGUACCCAAUUUAUGCUUUUUUCUUUUUCUUUUUCUAGACUAUUUAAUCACUUGCUAG